Trachymyrmex cornetzi is the source of this 1353-nucleotide messenger RNA. RefSeq lists its product as uncharacterized. Bases 1 to 1353 code for a protein of 450 amino acids. The record is from RefSeq and is a predicted model, not a curated record. The transcript is spliced from 3 exons. Lineage: Eukaryota; Metazoa; Arthropoda; Insecta; Hymenoptera; Formicidae. Gene Ontology annotation, molecular function: protein dimerization activity.
AUGGAUGAAACAGCCGACAUAUCGAGGCAAGAACAAGUAUCUAUAAGUCUUAGAAUAACAACUACUGAUUUAGAAACCGAAGAAAUUUUUAUGGGAUUUUAUCACACACCAAACACAAAAUCUGAGACAUUAUUUAACAUUCUCAAAGACGUUUUUACAAGAUUUCACUUACCUAUAAGCAAUUUGAGGGGACAGUGCUACGACGGAGCAGCUGCUAUGAGUGGAAAAUCAUCGAGACUACAAACACGAGACUUGAUUACGUACAUCCGGGAUUCACCGAAAAGAGUCGAAGCAUUCAAACAAAUACAACAAGAACUUCAGUCGUCAGAUGUUGAAAAAGAGAAAACAUUACCUAGCCUUUCAUCUUUCUACCCAACCAAGUGGUGUAUGCGAGUAAAAUCACUGAAAACAAUUUUUGCAAAUUAUGAAGCUAUCGUGAUGUUUUUGGAUGAAUGUAAAACUGAAAAGACAUGUGACAGUGGCAAAGCAGAAGGGCUUUUAAAAUUCUUGGAAGAGUUCGAGUUUUAUUUUUUAUUGGCAUUAUCGAUUAAGAUUCUUGAAAGAGUGGAAAUUUUAAACUGCGAACUUCGAAAAAAAGAUCUGAGCAUCAACGAAUCCCAUGACAUAGUAAAGAUAAUGAAGGAUGGAAUUAGUACAAUGAGAGAUUCUGGUUUUGACUCGCUAUGGGAAGUUGCAGUCAAGAAAGCGAAAAAGUUAGAUUUGAAUGAUCCGAAGCUACCACGUCAUCGAAGAGCUCUCAAGAGGUUAAAGACAGCCAAUGCACACGUGUUUAAGGAUCCAGAAUCUUAUUACAAAAAAAUAUACCUGGAAACAGUCGACCAACUGCUGUUUUCAUUAAACGAGAGAUUUCAAUCCGAAACGAUGGAUUUUUUAAACAACUGUGAAAAUUUUAUCAUUGGGAAUGUUGCCGACUUGGCAAGCAUUGUCGAAUUUUAUGAUGAUGAUUUGGACAUCGAUCGAUUAGAACUUCAUCGCGAUAUGUUUAUCGACAUGAUAAAGGCCAAAGACUUGAAAGUUACUAAUCUUAAAGAUGCGGUAAAUGUUCUUAAAAAUGACAUAGCUAUGGUAGACUGUGUAUCAGAAUUAGUAUCAUUAGCGAAAUUGGUAUUAACGAUACCUUCAUCGACGUGUACAGCUGAAAGGUCGUUUUCGGCAUUGCGUAGAUUAAAAACUUACUUAAAUUCCACGAUGUUACAACAAAGAAUGAAUAGUAUAGCUAUAUUACAUGUACAUAGGGAAAUCGCGGAAAAAAUCGAUAUCGAUAAACUUUUAAACGAUUUUAUAUCGAAAAAUAAGAAUCGUCGUUCUACUUUUUCAAUGUUAAAUGAAUAA